Molecule: messenger RNA, 2611 nt
Organism: Lycium ferocissimum
Lineage: Eukaryota; Viridiplantae; Streptophyta; Magnoliopsida; Solanales; Solanaceae
Product: cation/H(+) antiporter 20-like
Biological process (GO): regulation of pH; proton transmembrane transport
Cellular component (GO): endomembrane system; membrane
Molecular function (GO): antiporter activity
Source: RefSeq, a predicted model, not a curated record
UAGUUCAAUAAGCUAAGGUUAUUUUUGAAGAAUUAGUUCCCAUAAUUGAUAAUGGGUUUUAAUGGAAAUUCCAUAAAAACAUCAUCAGAUGGAGUGAGAGGAGAGAGUACUUUGCACUAUGCUUUACCAUUGUUAAUUAUUCAAACCAUCACAGUUGUGUUCCUCAGUCGCUUGCUUGCUUUCCUCCUCAAGCCCCUUCGCCAACCUAAAGUCGUCGCUAAGAUCCUUGCAGGGAUCAUGCUUGGACCGUCAGCAUUUGGGAGGAACAAAGCUUUCACGCAUUGGAUUUUUCCAUCAUGGAGUACUCCAAUUCUUGAAUGUGUAGCAAGCAUAGGACUCUUAUUUUUCUUGUUCCUCGUUGGCCUUGAAUUGGACUUAAACGCCAUUCUUAGAAGUGGAAAAAAAGCUGCUGGAAUAGCAUUUGCAGGAAUUUCAUUGCCCUUUCUCUUAAGCAUUGGAGUUGCUUUUCUUCUAAGAAAAGUACUAAAAGGGAUUGAUAGUGUUGGAUAUGGAGAAUUUUUCUUGUUCAUUGGUGUUUCACUUUCAAUCACUGCCUUCCCCGUUCUUGCUCGAAUCCUUGCCGAACUAAGGUUACUUACUACAUAAGUUGGUGAAACGGCCAUGGCAGCAGCUGCAUUUAAUGAUGUUGCUGCAUGGAUUUUACUUGCUCUUGCAGUUGCUCUAGCAGGAGGAGGAGGAACUCAUCAUAGUCCUUUAAUCUCCCUUUGGGUUCUUCUAUCUGAAAUUGGCUUUAUAGUUUUUAUGUUCCUAAUUAUUAGGCCAAUUAUGAUUUGGGUGGCUAAAAAAUCUUCAAGUGGGAACAAUAUUGUGGAGGAAACUUACAUAUGUUUGAGCCUAGCUGGAGUGAUGUUGUUUGGUUUUAUGACUGAUUUUAUUGGCAUACAUGCAAUAUUUGGAGCAUUUAUUUUUGGAUUAACUAUUCCAAAAAGUGGGGAUUUUUCAGGGAGGUUGAUUUCAAGAAUUGAGGAUUUUGUAUCUGGAUUAUUAUUGCCACUUUAUUUUGCUUCAAGUGGGAUUAAGACUGAUAUUACACAAAUUCAUAGUCUUGGGGCUUGGGGACUUGUGGUUCUUGUUGUGUCCACAGCUUGUGCAGGGAAAGUUUUGGGGACAUUUGUAGGAGGGAUGUUUUGUGCUCUACCAUUGAGGGAAGCCUUAGCACUUGGAUUUUUGAUGAACACGAAAGGAUUGGUGGAGCUCAUUGUUCUAAAUAUUGGCAAAGAGAAAAAGGUUUUGGACGAUGAGACGUUUGCAAUAUUGGUGAUCAUGGCACUUUUUACAACCUUCAUCACAACUCCUAUUGUAAUGGCUAUUCACAAACCAUCAUCACCAACACACGAACCUCAACUCGAAUUCCCACAAAAGAAGACCAAACAAAACAAUAACCUUCGAAUCCUAGCAUGCCUACGUGGCCCAAGUGACGCACGUGCACUCAUAAAUCUCGUCGAGUCACUAAGGUCCAACAAAAAUAAUAAUAACUACUCCUCAAUCACCAAACUAUACGCGAUGCGACUCAUGGAAUUCACCGACCGAUUGUCAUCUAUAAUGAUGGUUCAACGUGCCCGAAAGAACGGUUUUCCAUUCAUCGGCCGGGUACUCCGUCGAGAUGACGCGACCGAUCAAGUGGCGGCGGCGUUCGAGGCUUAUAGUUCUCUAGGACGAGUUAUGGUUCAGCCCACAAUGGCUAUCUCGGGUUUACCGGAUUUGCACGAGGAUAUCAUUCAUGUUGCGGAGAAGAAACAGGUUGAAUUGAUAAUUUUGCCGUUUGAUAAAUACUGGCAAAUGGAAGGGGACGAAGAAGUGGAGAUUCAUGCAGGCCAUGGAUGGAGAAUGGUGAAUGAGAGGGUGCUGAAUGAGGCGCCGUGCUCGGUGGGAGUGCUGGUUGAUCGUGGAUUACAAGUUAACAAUGGCAUGAGAGUUUGCACUGUGUUUUUUGGUGGACCUGAUUGUCGUAAGGCUUUGGAAUUUGGUAGUAGAAUGGUUGAACAUCCUGCUGUCAGGAUUACCUUAGUAAGAUUCAUCCGUCAUGAGAGUGAUUUUGAUGAAGCUGAAAGGACCUUGGAUGAUAUGACUAUUUCAGAAUUCAAGAUGAGGUGGGGUAAACAAACUCUAUAUGCUGAGAAAGAAGCAAAUAAUAAUUUGGUGAAUGAAGUGUUGACAACGGGAAUGAGUGGAGAAUUUGAGCUGAUGAUAGUAGGGAAUAAAAGUAAGUUCCCACAAGGCAUAAUGGCAAAACUGUUUGAGCAACACUUAAAUGAGCACAAUAAUUCAGAAUUGGGGCCAGUGGCUAAUCUAUUGGCUUCAUCAGGCAAAGGGAUAAAAAGUUCUGUCCUAGUGAUCCAACAACAAGAAGCUAGUUUUGGCUGUGGAAAUAGUGCAAGCAAGGAUAUUGGGAACUCAAAAGUGGCUAGCUUUAUAGAUGGUUCAGACACCAUCAAUAAGAAUGUGUGACCAAUUUGAUAUAAUAUCAUUAAUUACAAAGUAUUAUCAAAUCAAUUAGCUGUUGAAUUUGAAGAAAUCCUCUUCAAGUAGUAGUUAAGUUUACAUUAAUGUCUUGUCCUCUAUGUGUUUAUAUUGAAUAAAUGUGUUGAAG